GAGAAAUAAGGUAAGUGUGAUUGAUGUAACAGCCUCGCUCCCUGGAAACGUAAGUACGCUGAUUGAAUAUGGCGCUGGACAGUGUCGAAACAAUUUGCUGGCCGCAUACUGAAAUUGAUUAUUGAUGGCAGGGCCAUUUUCUGCCCUGUGAGCUGAUUUCUGUAGACAAGACAAAUGAGUUGGAUUUACAGAAACAAAUCGUCAUCACCGCCCUCUCUGGAUAAAUUGUAAAUCACAGACAUGAAACCCAUUGAAGUGAGUGAGGAGAACUUUGAGGCUCUUCUCGUCUAUGAUGAUUUGUUUCUGGACUACUUUAAUGCAUUCCUACAGCUACCGGCAUUCCCUCAACCCCUUUACUACAAUCGUCUGACGGGGACAUUCCAAGAAGUGGACGAUGACGGGCAGAAGACAAAUUCUGCUCUGGCCUCACUUGAGGAGGGGAUCCCUGGAUCGCGUCUGCAGUUGCGCCAUGUUGCUGCAUACGCACCAGGGGACGAAGAACGAGAGCGAAUCCUGGACUGGGCAAAGAAAGAGAGGCUACCGCUAUUUUUGAGAACAAAGCUCUUCCUGGAGUACAAACUAUGCAAGCUGCUGCUGCGGCCGCUGGACGAGCGCCGGCCGACCAGCCGGCAGAACUCCUCCCGCGGCCUGCGGGGCUACAGCCGCCAGACCACCAGCUUCACCUCCACCUCGGCCAGCCUGGCCCAGAGCCGCGAGCCGUCCAUGUACGACAAUGAGGGCAGUGACUAUGCCUACUGGCUGGAUGAAAAUGAACGCAUGGCCAUGUUCAGAUAUCUGCGGCCUGGCAGCCGGUGCAUCAGUCUGCCUCCCAUGUUAGACAUAGGCCCAAGUAGUCCCAUGUGGAAUAAUGAAGUCCACUCUGAAGUACCUGCUGCUGUCACCAAUGACAGCCACCGUGAUGCUGCCAUGGCCAAGCCCUCCAGUAAGUCAGCGUCAGGCCGGCGGUCGGCUGGCAAAGUCAACCCUCUGCCGCCCCACCCGCAGGCAGAGCCAACGGAGAAUGGGUGGGUGGGGGACAUGGCGGAGUUCACGGAGGACGUCCAGCAGAGGCUGAGCCUGAAUGGGGAUGCUGAGAGCAGCUGCAAGCAGGACGGAGGGGCAGCCAGCAGAAAGAGUGCCCUUCGAAGUCCAGGGAUUAAGGGUAUCUCACCGAAGAAGAAAACCACCAUUCUGAUCCCCAACACUGAUGAUACUCUCAGCAAUACAUUGGAGGAAUCAAGCAGCACGUUCCAGUUUUUAGACAGGGUUCCGUCUCCCUCCGACGAUUAUGCUGUCCACCCUCCGGCUGGAAGCUCCAUUUACCAGACCCCCUUGGAGCAGAGUCUGCUGGCUGGAGAUGCCGAAGAUGAAGAGGAUGCGGCCACGGCAACGGCCAGCGUCAUUGAGUACGAUGAUGAGGAGGAUGAGCGGACUGAGUCGGAGCUGAGAGAGAUGGAAGGACGGCAUCGCGUCACCUUCCAGCAACUCAAGGAGCACAUCAUUGGCAGUUUUGAAGGUAUGACGGCCUUCAAGUCCUUUCUUAGUGACACAGCUGGGGAAGACAUGAUGAACUUUUGGUUGGACUGUGAGCUGUACAGUGACAAUGUGCAAGCAAUACACAUGGGAGAGUCUGCAACCAAUCCAACCAUGACCAGACUAUUUAGAGACAUACAGGAUAAAUACAAGUUCAAUCUCACAUCAGACGCCAAAGAACAAAUCAAGCGAGCACAGGGUAACACAGGGCUGAGUGAAUCAGUCUUCACACGGACCCAGUAUGACGUCCUCAGGAGAUUGCGCUCCUACUGGGUGGCCAGGUUUGUCUUGCACAAGGAGAGAAUGGGCGACUUAAGCCCCGAGAAGCACCGUUCGCUGGUCUCCGACAUGGACAGAGACCCCAAGACUCCCCAGCUCUCCUUCCUGCCCUCCAUCUCCCUGGUCAACAGCCUGCCGGUUCGGCCCUCUUCCUGCUUCCGGCUGGCCUCCACCGCCCGCGACUGGAGCCGGGUGGCCACGGCUGGCCGCCGCAUGGAGGACGUGGUGCGGCCGGGCCGGCUGGUGGACCUGGAUGCGGUACCCUAUGUGCCGCGGCCGCUGUCAGCUCGAUUCCACAUUGGCCUGGCCUGUGACAGAGAGGCUGGUAGGCCCUUUCAACGCCACCUUGAAAAACAAGUUGAUCGGAGGCUGCUGGCCAAUCUUCUCUUCUGGCAAGACGUGACUGAUUACGGAGUUGCCGAGGACCGUGCAGCAGACAGGCUGCUGCGUAUGGGGCAUGCCUGGUCCAUAUUCAACAAAUUCAUCAUGGAUGGAGGCAUGUGGAAUAUUGGAAUAGAUCCCUACGAGAGGGACAACAUCCACCGGCGUCUCCUGACCACCAGUGAUUUCGUGGAGGCAUCCACCUUUAACCGUGCCAAGGAGCACGCUGUGCUGAUGCUGCAGAGGGAGUGGCUGAUGUACUUGAAGGAGGACCUCAAGGAGUUCUUACAAUGUAGGUCCAGACCCGAGGACAGGUUCCCUUCCAGAAGCUCCCACCGUUCAUCUGCCAAAUCGGCCGUCAACGAGAAGGCACAGUCCAGCCGCCAAGUCCAUUUUGCUUUAACUAAAGCCAGUGAUGAGGACAGUUACAGUGAGGAAACAGAAUCCAGUGAUCAUGAUGACAGCAGCACAGCAUCCAAAACACCCAAACGUCAGUCGCGUAGUCAGCGCAUCCCGUCCAAGGCUGGCCGGGCCCGCCGGAAGGGUCGGGAGCUCAGCCCCGAGUCCAAGAAGAAAGCACAGCAGAAGAAGCGCAAGGAGCAGCUGGCCAUGCAGCGCAAGCUUCUACGGCAGGUCAAGAAGGCCCGGGCUGAGGCCAAAAAGAAGCCUGGGGUGAAGUUCCAGACGGACCAGGAACCGAUGGGGAAGGGGGACGGGGCCAAGGCCGGUGGAAACAAGGGUGGGGUUAAAGGGAAGGAGGAGGCGGGAGUGAUGGUGCCGCAGAUCCAAACAUACCAACCGCCCGACGCCAAAGUGCCAGAGGAGAGCAGGGAGGAUGCCACGUUCAAGAAGAUGGCCAAGAACAAACAGCUGAUGACUCUGUUCAAGAAUUACAUGCAAGAGAUUGAGGGCAAGGAGAACCUGAGUGCUUUCAACAUGUACUUUGAUAUCGAGGCUGCCCUGCGUCUUCCAGACGCCCAUGCUGAGAAGCGAUACAACCUGGCCAAACAGAUCAGCAGCACUUACUUUGAUCCCUCUUCAAAAAAGGCCAUUGAUUUAUCCCACGACAUCUUGACUCGUCUGAGCAAUGAGGGGGACCGGCCCACCGUCAAGACCCUGGAGGCAGCCCAGAAGCACGUCAUCCCCAAACUGGAACAGGUCUUCAGUAACUUCUGGAUUAUCUAUGAUUCCACGGUCUAUCAGACCGAGGCAGACAGUGUCGAUAAGAUCUACCUCAGCACUGAUGAGGUGCAGAUGCUGAUGGUGUUAACGUCGAAGGCCCACACAGAGUCAAUGGAUGACCAAGGUGGAGGGGGCGGAGACUCCAAAUUUGACAUGGCCCUGAGAUCAGGUAGCACGCAAAGCUUGGUGCUUGCCUGGAAACGACGGAGACGUGGCAAGGGUCCGCACUCUGGUCAGCAGAUGCCGACAUCCCAGGACAAGAACGAGUUUCAGUCCUUCCUGCUGAAGGCAGCCCGAGGAGUGCCUCCCGAGAAGAUGAUCUACUUCCACAGAUACCUGAUGGAGUACGGGGAGAAAGACGCCAUGCCGCUGUUGGAGAAAGACCUGGUCUUCUAUUUGGAAGUGCAGAGGUUUAAGGAGUCCCACCAUACAUACUCUGAUAUGUUCAUGCUGAAGCGGAAGGUUGAAGUGAUUGUAGAUUGCUUCAUUGACUCUCCAGUCACCAACCCUGGACUGCAGAUUGACGUACCGCCCGAGGUUGCCAGCAAGCUGCUGAAACAGACUGACAACUAUCUGAAAGACAAAGGCAAGGACCCCCAUAACCCAACACUGUUUGAUGACGCCCAGUACACAGUCUUCAAAGAGAUGCUUCCCUACUGGUCUUCCUUCACCAGACGCUUCAAGGAAUACCAUGACAAGAAUCCAAGACUUCCCUCCACCAAGAUACAGAAGUUGACAAAGCAGCGGCUUAAGAAAUUUCUGGAGAUGAAGGAGCCGCGGAGAGACUUUAAGCUUCCGUCUGUCGCCACAGCUCCCCAGAGCAGGACUGGUGGAACGGGAAUCACCUUCUCCAUCAGUGAGGGACUUCAGUGGAAGAACUUUGAGUACUCUGACGUGAGCGACGGCACAGUCUCCCCAACCCAGAGUCGUCGAGCGAGUUCCAUUGAUUCCAGCAUGGCCCCGCAGUUCCACAGGCUGAGGGUGGGGACCAACCGCAGUGGGCUGGCCUCCCAGGAUUCCACAAGCACCAAAGCCUCUCGCAGCACAACGUCCAGGGUCGGGGUCACUGCCUGAAUGACCCCGGAGGGUCAGAGGUCAUAAAACCUCUAUGCCUUGUCCCAUUGAAGACUAGUACAAGUUUAACAUGAAUCGUGUGUGCUGAUCACGUUGACAUGUGCCCAACUGCUGUAUGAUCAAAGUUUUUGAAAUCAGUAAAUUGUAUUGAUUAAGUUAUUUGUUGCAUUUCACAAAUCUGUUACAUUGAAAAACGUUAAAUGUCUGUCUAAGUAGAGGUUCACAAAAAGUAAUUGAUUCUUGAAAAUUAUCAAGUCAAAUUGGAGGGAACAAUGAACAAAAUAGCUGCCUUGUACAAAAUAAAGGAAAUCUGACAACAGCCCUUAAAUUCCUGCAACCGCUCUGUUUGACAGCUGUCUUCGUUAUACAUGUCAUAAGAAAUCCAGAAAGGCUACCAGCAUAAAUUCAAGCCUGUUCCCUCAGACUUCAAAUUUCUGUAGCCAUCUUCUAAAUGCUGGGUGGUAUCAGCAUUGAAAGUAAAUGUCAUAGAUGCAUUUUGAGCACUGAAACGGAGAACAGAAAAAGACAUACCAUUUUCUGGUCUUUAAGGAAUCAUGUUUUUUGUGAAUAUAGUCUAGUGUGAUUGAAAUAAUACCGUGUUAAAUUAAUGCACUUAUGUAUUCAAGAUGCCAGUAUGCAAAAUGUACGAACAAAGUUGCAUAGAUUUUUAAACAUAUUUGAAGAAAGAGCAUUAUGCUGUGUAAAUAUUUAGGCAUUUUUAUUUUCAUCAAAAGCUCAUUUAGUGCAAUUUUUUAAAACUUUGUACGAAAGUGCUUUGUCGUCAUAAUGCAACUUGUCAGAAAUUGAAAUGGGUUUAAACUUGUUAGCACUUUGCAUUAGAGCAUUUGCUCCUUUUGGAAAGGGGUGGGUGGGGGCAUGGCCCCAAUGGAUGGGUCCCUUGGCUCCGCCCAUGGAUAGUCUCCACAAAAUUACAUUCCAGUAAUAGAUUUGGACACAGUUUUAUCUUCUUACAAAACGAGGUGUGGGGCACGACCUUUUCGUUCAUCUCUGAGCUGCUUAUGUUGAGAAAGCCAGCCCUUGCUUAGAAUGUAAUUAAGCUUCCAGUUUUAUAUAUAUUUAUUCUGUGAAUGUGUGACAUCGUUGGAUAUAAAAAAACUUAAUAAACACAUUUUGGACUUUGUCAAAUGAAUCA
Molecule: messenger RNA, 5602 nt
Organism: Acanthaster planci (crown-of-thorns starfish)
Lineage: Eukaryota; Metazoa; Echinodermata; Asteroidea; Valvatida; Acanthasteridae
Biological process (GO): regulation of signal transduction
Cellular component (GO): cytoplasm; nucleus
Molecular function (GO): G-protein alpha-subunit binding
Source: RefSeq, a predicted model, not a curated record